Molecule: messenger RNA, 396 nt
Organism: Sorghum bicolor (sorghum)
Lineage: Eukaryota; Viridiplantae; Streptophyta; Magnoliopsida; Poales; Poaceae
Product: zinc finger BED domain-containing protein DAYSLEEPER-like
Exons: 4
Coding region: 1-396 (131 amino acids)
Source: RefSeq, a predicted model, not a curated record
AUGAUCAUACUACAUGAGUAUCCCUUAUCUAUGGUUGACCACACUGGUUUUAGAAGAUUUGUGAGUGCACUUCAGCCAUUAUUCAAGAUGGUGACACGAAACACUAUUAGGAAGGACAUAGUGGAUGCAUAUAAGGAAGAAAGGAAGAAGGCCUUAGAAUACAUGGCUGGAUCUAAGUCAAGGGUGGCUAUUACCACAGAUAUGUGGACUUCUGACAACCAAAGGAGGGGAUACAUGGCAAUCACAGCACAUUUCAUUGAUGAUUCAUGGACACUUCGAAACAUAAUCAUGAGGUUCAUAUAUGUGCCCGCUCCACACACCUCAUAUGCUUAUCUUGUAUGGUGGACACCUAUGUUGUUGUUCUUUGUAUGUGCCUGUGAGGCUGUGAGCCUGUGA